Messenger RNA from Leptopilina boulardi, 2217 nucleotides. RefSeq names its product facilitated trehalose transporter Tret1-like. The record is from RefSeq and is a predicted model, not a curated record. The transcript is spliced from 3 exons. Lineage: Eukaryota; Metazoa; Arthropoda; Insecta; Hymenoptera; Figitidae. Gene Ontology annotation, biological process: transmembrane transport. The coding region runs from base 152 to 1615 and encodes 487 amino acids. Gene Ontology annotation, cellular component: membrane. Gene Ontology annotation, molecular function: transmembrane transporter activity.
UAAUUCUUUAAUUUCAAAUUCAUUGAAUUUUUCGAAAAUAGUUCAUUCCUAGAACAGUAAAGAAAUGAUAAAGAUUUAUAAAUAACAAUUCUGGAUUAAAAAAAAAUACAGAAGUUCAAGUUCAGAAAGCGAUUCAUUAUCAGCAAGUAAAAUGAAGAACAAACUUUUGACGAAAAUUUUAGCAAGAAGAAGGUAUCAAAUGCAAUAUAUUGCUUGCAUUAGUGGUUCUUUGGCAACCGCCGCAUGUUUAGUGAACACUUCUUGGACUUCAACGGCAGUACCAUAUUUAAAAAGCAAUGAAUCAAAAAUUCCCCUGACAAAUACACAAGGAGCAUGGAUAGUAUCAAUUUAUAAUAUUGGCGAUAUAAUUGGAACGCCAUUGACAAUUUUAUUUGUCGAUCGAAUUGGAAGAAAGUACACAUUACUUCUAUAUGGCAUACCAGCAAUUAUAUCAUGGCUAAUAAUAAUUUUUGCAAAUACUUAUAUUCAUCUCUAUAUUGCACGAUUAAUUGCUGGUAUUGGUCAUGGAUUUGUUUUCAGUACAACGGUAAUUUAUCUUGCUGAAAUUUCGGAAAAAAAUUCGAGAAUAACACUUUUUACAAUAAUGCGCGUUACAGCGAGUACUGUUGGAUUAAUAGCAACAACAGUUGGAGCAUUUUUGUCCUAUGAAAUUUUGAAUAUUACUUGUUUAGUAAUACCAAUUUGUUUCCUCAUUUUUUUCUCUUUUAUGCCCGAAAGUCCCUAUUAUCUUUUACUAAAGGGUUAUGAAGAGGAGGCAAUAAAAUGUUUAAUAAAAUUACGAGGUAAAAUGGAACAAACUUUGACGCAUGAAAUUUUAGAACACGACAUUGCUGAAAUGAAAUUGAAUAUUGAUGAGAGUGUUAAGAUAAAUGCAUUUUGGGAAUUAUUGUCUGAUAGGAAUAAUCGUAAAGCAAUGUUAGUAGUUUUGUUUAUGAAAAUUACACAAUUUAUGUCGGGAAAUUUAGUUAUUCUUGGAUAUACUGUGGAAAUAUUUCAAUACAGCGGUGCAACUGUAAAACCAAAUAUAGCAGCUCUUAUAUUAGCUGGUAUUCGAUUAAUUUCAUCCAUGACUGCUGGAGUAGUGUUAAAUUUUAUAGAUAUAAAAAUUAAUUUUCUUUUCUCUGGAUUAUUUGGCGCAUUUUGUUUAUUUAUAUUGGGUAUGUAUUUUUAUUUGAAAGAUUUGGGUGAAGAUGUUUCUCCAAUAUCGUGGCUACCAUUGACGGCGCUUAUUAUUUUUGAAAUAAUCACAAAUUUGGGCAUUACCAUUAUACCAUUUAUUAUUCAAGGAGAAUUGUUUCCUAUGAAAGUUAAAGGUAUUGCUGGUGUUUAUGGCACAAUUCUUGGUUCAAUAUGCACAUUUGCAAGUACAACGGGAUAUAGUGCAUUGAAUGAUGCUGUUGGUUUUCAUGCAUCUUUUUGGUUAUUUGGAUUUGCCAGUUUAUUUGGAUCUGUUAUUACAUAUUUUAUUACGCCUGAAACAACAAGAAAAACUUUGGAGGAGAUUCAAGCAAUGCAUAAUCCUGAGAUAAAGAAGAAAUUGGAAUUGGUGCGUUUAAGAAGAUUAGAUUCCAACAUCAGUUCAAUACAGAAUUGAAAAAGAAAUUUAAUUUUUGAUUGUAGAAACCAAAGAUUUAUAUUAUAGAAUUUAUAGUUUGAAGAGGUACUUUAGAAUAGUAAUACUUGUACAAAGUUUAUUUAAGUUAUGAUUAUAUAACAACCUUUCAUUCAAGUCGAAUUACUGACAUGAAGACUGAAUUAGUCAAUGAUAGUUACUGCAAAAGAUAAGAUCGAGCCGAUCUCAUAAUUGUAUUUAAAUUUUUCAAUAAAAGGUUUAUUUUUAUCUAAGGUGAUAGUGUGGCCCUACUAUGUAAAUUAGUCAUAUUUAUUAUCGAUCAGAUGUUAAUCAGUUUUUAUAAAUUUCGGAAAAUUUAUAUACACUUUUAUAAAAUUUAUAAAAAUAUUAUAAGAUCAAGUAGAAAUUUUCAAUUCAUUAUUUAAAAAACGCGUAAAGGACAUAAAAUUGUAGAAUAAUACCACACGUAUAAUUUGUUAAUACAAAAAAAAAUCAAUGAAGAAUUAUUUCAUUUUUAACUUUAAGAUAUGGUGCUUAAGAUUGAAGAAAUAUUUCGAAUUUAAUCGAAUAUAAUCACGUGUAUAUUUAUCAAUAUUUAUCUAUGUAUAUAAAAAAUACUCUGG